AUGAACUGGCUUUCUUUUGUGGAACACUUGAAAUUGAAUGUUAACAAUCUAUCGGAAGAAACAUUGGAACAACUCCUCGAAAAUCUUUCUGAUAUUAUUCCUUUCAGUAAUUUAACAGUAAGAGAGAAAAAAGACGCUGAGCAGUCUUACGAAGCAUAUCUUGCCAUGAAGGAGGUACCAUUUGUAGAAAACACGGAAGCACUUACUGAGUCUGAAAGUGACAAUCCGGAAGACUGGGUUGAACUGAAAGGAACGAGUAUUCAUUCAGCUACAAUGCAGGCCAAGAUUCACAAACAGACUGCAAUUUUGAAGAAAUACAAAAAGAGACUUAUAGCUAAGGAAGUUACCCAUCGUUGCUUGUUGAAGAGAAAGGUACCAAAUCGUGUGUCGAGGACGCUAUUGAAAUAUCCUGAUAUUGGCAAGGAUAUAGAGAAGUUUGCACGUGAGAAUAGGAUUGGCGCAGAUUCUUGGAGAAGGACUGGAAUAUUAACAUUUAGCGGAAAUGUAAAGCGAGGACCGAAAGUCACAUACAAGCGCAUCAAAGAGCAUCUUGAGGAGAAGUAUGGUGUCCGCUUUGGCUACGGAACUAUUGUACAACUCUGUUGUGUUAGAAAUCGAAGACGACUUUCUGCAAAACGUUAUUUUGGGGUUGCGAAGAUUGUAUCAAGACGUGCUAGAAAAGGAUUUGCCAUUAAACUUAAUGUGGACGCGCACUGGAGCUGUUCCUUUUAUAAGACACUAGAUUUUUUACAACUGAAAGACGGCCGAGAUAAGGUUGUAUUGAAUAGAGACGACGCAUCCGGGUUUCGACUAGAUUCAACAUUCACUCACAAACAGCAUAAAGUACUCUCAGAGGCUGGAAACCCGGAACUGAUUUCCUGA
This is a messenger RNA of Paramuricea clavata, 882 nucleotides long. Lineage: Eukaryota; Metazoa; Cnidaria; Anthozoa; Malacalcyonacea; Plexauridae. The record is from the annotation of a GenBank genome assembly.